Molecule: messenger RNA, 2376 nt
Organism: Macrobrachium nipponense
Lineage: Eukaryota; Metazoa; Arthropoda; Malacostraca; Decapoda; Palaemonidae
Product: sodium- and chloride-dependent glycine transporter 2-like
Exons: 11
Coding region: 262-2214 (650 amino acids)
Biological process (GO): sodium ion transmembrane transport
Cellular component (GO): plasma membrane
Molecular function (GO): L-amino acid transmembrane transporter activity
Source: RefSeq, a predicted model, not a curated record
UCUGUGAUGACGGUUAAAAAUAUAAUAGUGACUCUCGACUUCAAUAACUGUAAAAAUAAUCCAUUAUUCAGUUUUGUCAUUCCAUGAGCAGUAAUAUUAUUCGAAAGGAUAUUUUCGUAUCCAACGGGACUCGCAGUCGCCACGACGACAUUAUGUAUGUAUUGUGUCCGUCUGUAAACUACAAUUCUUCAUCGAAUAUUCAGUGGAAAAUAAAUUGUUUUAUCAGACCGUGAGAGGUGCAAACCAAACAUUAAAUGAAACAUGGACAAUCAAGCAGCGACAGCGCAGUCCCCUGUGGAGGGGAAGAUAUGUUCUGAACGUGAUAGUGAUCAAGAGGUCGAACGGGGCACAUGGGGAAAUAAAGCAGAAUUUCUUCUGUCGCUGUUGGGCUUCGCCGUUGGUUAUGGAAAUAUAUGGAGGUUUCCGUACCUUUGCUACAAGAAUGGAGGAGCGACGUUUUUGAUCCCGUACAUCACUAUGCUGUUCUGCGCUGGUCUCCCGCUCUUUUUCAUGGAACUGGCCAUAGGGCAAUACAUCAGCUUGGGACCGAACAUUUUGUUCCAGAAGAUGGCACCCAUUCUCUCAGGUGUUGGCUGGGGUAUGGUCAUAACUUCGCUCCUGACGGCUCUGUAUUUCAACGUCAUCAUUAGCUGGUCCUUGUACUACACCGUCGCUUCCUUCGCUAGCGUUCUGCCAUGGAGUCACUGCUCCAAUGAUUACAAUAGUCUAGAAUGCUACUCGGAGGAAGAAGCCCUUGUCUGCCAGAACAAUUCCCUCUUCUUCUACAACAAAACAUGCCUCACGGCUGACCAAUACUGUGGGGUUGCUAAUCUCCGCGCUCACAACCUGACCCACUGCCACCAUCCAACUGAGGGAGCUUUAGCAGCUAGUUCAGUUAUUAACAAAAUCUCUCCAAGCGAGGACUUCUUUUUGAAUCGCAUGCUGCAUGUCACAGGCAAGACCUGGGAUGACCUUGGUGUCCUGCAGUGGGAGUUGGUGGGUUACCUGGCCCUUUCGUGGAUCCUGGUCGGCGCCAGCCUCUUCAAGGGGAUUAAGAGUCUUGGAAAAGUAGUCUAUUUUACUGCUACUUUUCCAUAUCUCAUUCUUAUCGUCCUCUUUAUCAGAGGUCUUACACUGGAAGGCUCUUACAAAGGAAUAGAAUUCUACAUUCUAAAAUUCGACGUCACGAGACUCAUGGAGGUGGAAGUGUGGGGCGAUGCCGCAGUACAAAUAUUCUACUCAGCUGGAAUAUGUUUCGGAAGUCUCAUUACACUGUCCUCCUAUAACAAAUUCAACAACAACUGUAUGAGACACGCUUUCAUCGUUUGUUUAGGAAACAGCUGUACCUCAAUUUUCACUGGCUUCGUCAUAUUCAGCAUCUUGGGCUUUCUAGCUCACGAACUGAGCGUACAAGUGGAAGAUGUGGUAUCAGCAGGAUCCGGUCUCGUGUUUGUUGUCUACCCAGCAGCAUUGGCUCGUCUGCCAAUUCCCCAACUGUGGUCCGUCCUCUUCUUCUUCAUGGUGAUCAACGUAGGACUCAGCUCACAGUUUUCAAUGGUCGAAACCGUCACAACAGCUCUCUUUGACCAGUUUGAGUUCCUGCGACCUAAGAAGCCUUUUGUGGUCGCCCUUAGUUGCUUUGGAAUGUUCCUUCUCGGGCUGCCGUUCUGUCUCGAGGGCGGCAUUCUCAUAUUCGAACUCUUUUUCUGGUAUUCUGCUAGUUUCUCUGUCAUUGCACUGGCUAUCACUGAAGUGCUUGGUAUACACAUGAUAUACGGAUAUAGAAACUUUCUGAGGAACAUAAAAGAGAUGGAUAUCACCCUGCCAUUCCCAGUGAGGUGCUAUUGGACUAUUACAUGGCUUUUUACUGCUCCAGUCUCUCUAGUAAUCAUUGGGGUUACAUCCGUUUACUUCUUCGUUCCCGCCUACUGGGGAAAUUAUGUCUUCCCUCAAAACAUCCAGACCUUGGGAUGGUGCCUAAGCGCCUGUUCCAUGGGAUUCAUACCAUUAGGGGCGAUCUACGCUUGCUGCAGGACUAAGACCUUCAUGGAUGUUUUCAAACCUUCGCCGGAAUUUUGUCCAGCAAGUGAAAGGGAGUUACUUCGUGCAGGAACUUGCAAAGAGUCUGAGGGGUUCAGAUACACUUACCAUAACGAAGGAUUCAAUGAUGGAAAUGCUGACCAUUUAAAGGUUACAGAAAUUAGGAAAGAAUAAAAAAAAUAUGAACAUGGACAACCCAACCUACAUAGUGAAAAUGGUACAAGCAUAGCUACCAGUGACUACAUACUUCGACUUAGGGGAAAUAUUGCGAGGAUUAUAACUAAAUAUACAUUCUAAGCCUAGAAACAUCUACAAAUAAAGGGCCUCGUCACUGUC